This is a messenger RNA of Papilio machaon (common yellow swallowtail), 645 nucleotides long. RefSeq lists its product as uncharacterized. NCBI's taxonomy places the organism in Eukaryota, Metazoa, Arthropoda, Insecta, Lepidoptera, Papilionidae. The transcript has 4 exons. The record is from RefSeq and is a predicted model, not a curated record. The coding region runs from base 1 to 645 and encodes 214 amino acids.
AUGACAGAUAGAAAUGUCGACGACGCACUGUGUACGAAUCUCUACAAUAUUGUAUUGCUGGAUAGUGACUAUUUUUAUGGCACAUCAUUACGCACUGGGCAGAAUAAGAAAUGUUACAGUGAACUACAUGAAGUGUUCUGCAGGAUAAAGUGCGGCGUCAAGUCGAGUCUAUGUAUUGAAACUCAAUGUUAUUGUGUAUAUUAUGUACAGAAUAUGAACAAAAUUGAUGGUUCUCAAGUGAUCUACUUAGCAAAGCCCGACGGACCUUUAAAGAAGAUUACUCUUCCUGAUGACUUUGAAGAUGUUAGAGAUAAAGAUAAAGCAGAUAUUGAAUAUUUAAGUGAACCAAAUUUUAAGGAUUUAAGAGAUCCAACGAUGUAUUCGUUACGCCCAUCUCUACGUCAUCAUAUUGCACAUUUCUGUCCGAAUUUAGAAGUAGCAAGACAAUGCAUUCGAAAAUGUAUGAAGUUAGGAAAACCAGCGUUUUGUGGAAAGGAUCACGUUUGCUAUUGCGGUCAUAAGUACACCAGUACUGAUACAAAUCCUGUUGUAAAUGUUCAAGAAAUGUAUGGACAGUUUCAUGACUUGUAUGAAAAAUAUUUCGGUACAUCAAACAAUGUUCAGCACAUAGAUGAAGAAAAUUGA